UAAAAUCGUUAUCCUCUCAGGCAGUGGCAAGUUCCGAUUCGGAAAUCUUCUCAAAACCCUAAAAUCAACCAUUUUUCUUCUUCGUUUCUACCCUUUUUACCGAUCUUCGUCGGCAACGCAGGAAUUCACCCACUUCCCAUAUCUCUGAUGGCAUCCAAAUCGAAGAGCGAAAACCCUCACACCGGUGACGGUGCUAGCCCCGGGAAGAUUUUCAUUGGAGGCUUGGCGAAAGAUACAACUUACACUCAAUUCAACAAGCAUUUUGGGAAUUACGGAGAGAUUACAGACUCAGUGAUCAUGAAAGAUCGGUACACAGGACAACCUAGAGGUUUUGGGUUUAUCACUUAUGCUGAUCCUUCUGUGGUUGACAAGGUUAUCGAAGAUACACACGUUAUCAAUGGGAAACAAGUUGAAAUUAAGAGGACCAUUCCUAAAGGACAAGGUCAAUCAAAGGAUUUUAAGACAAAGAAAAUAUUUGUUGGUGGGAUUCCAUCAACGGUUACUGAAGAUGAAUUCAAACAUUUCUUUUCCAAGUAUGGGAAAAUUGUGGAACACCAGAUUAUUCGUGAUCAUGAGACGAACCGCUCGCGGGGCUUUGGGUUUAUAGUUUUUGAGGAGGAAGAAGUUGUAGAUGAAAUUUUGUCCAAAGGAAAUAUGAUAGAUAUGUCUGGUACCCAGGUGGAGAUCAAGAAAGCUGAACCCAAGAAAUCCUCAAACCCACUACCUGCUCCUGCUUAUGGUAGCAACUCUAGGGCUCGUUCAUUCAAUGAUGGCUUUGGUGGAUAUGGUGGUUCUUAUGGGGACUUUGAUGCAGGCUUUGGACCUGGCCCCUUUAGGAAUCCUGGUGGUAUUGGUGGUAGGAUUGGAAGUGGCUAUGGUUAUGGUAGUGGUGGUGAUUUUGGUGGUGGUUAUGGAGGGUUUGGAGGCAAUAGCUUAGGUGGCUACCGAGGUGACUCAUCCCUUGGUUAUUCUAGUCGCUUUGGACCUUACAGUGGUGGGUUUGGUGGGGGAUAUGGCACGAGUGGCUUAGGAGGAUAUGGACGAGGGGUUGAUGGAUAUGGGAGCUAUGGAAGUUCAGGUUAUGGUGGAGGUUACGACUCUGGUCCUGGUGCUAGUUAUGGUGGAGCAGGUGGUUUGUAUGGAAGGGGAGGCUAUAGUGGGAGUAGUCGAUACCAUCCUUAUGCAAGGUAGAAUCAUUGCGUAGUCAGUACCGUCUAUCCCCUUUGAAGCUAGAAAAGAGACUUCAAACACAUUAGUCAGUACCGUCUUUUCUCCAUUGCUGUCUUGCUAAGAUUUGCCAUAGUCUUCAAACACAGGUUCCUUUAGUUUUGUGGCCCAUUGAUAGGCGCUUCUCACAAAUACUAGAGGUCCCAAAGAAGCGUUUGAAAGGCUGGAAGAGAGUGUAUUAGACAUUUCAUUGUAUGGUUUUAGAUACUAUUAUGUAGACUACUGCAAGCUAGUUUGUGCCUAAUAUGGCUGUCCUGAUCUAGUACAAUUUAAAUGUAGUGUGCUGUCUGCUGUGGUGUAGGUUUUAGCAUAUACUUUUUCUUGGUUGUGUUUAUUCCUCACGACUCACGUUAGUUUGAUAUCUAGAUAGAUUUAUUCUGUUCUAUAAA
Messenger RNA from Cucumis melo (muskmelon), 1616 nucleotides. Its product is annotated as heterogeneous nuclear ribonucleoprotein 1. Lineage: Eukaryota; Viridiplantae; Streptophyta; Magnoliopsida; Cucurbitales; Cucurbitaceae. The coding region runs from base 148 to 1191 and encodes 347 amino acids. Gene Ontology annotation, cellular component: nucleoplasm. Gene Ontology annotation, molecular function: RNA binding. The record is from RefSeq and is a predicted model, not a curated record. The transcript is spliced from 6 exons. Gene Ontology annotation, biological process: regulation of gene expression.